Molecule: messenger RNA, 6757 nt
Organism: Pantherophis guttatus
Lineage: Eukaryota; Metazoa; Chordata; Lepidosauria; Squamata; Colubridae
Gene: PCDH9
Product: protocadherin 9
Biological process (GO): homophilic cell-cell adhesion
Cellular component (GO): plasma membrane
Molecular function (GO): calcium ion binding
Source: RefSeq, a predicted model, not a curated record
UCCCUCUGGGCUUAAGCGAGAGUUAUAUCAAGAAAGCCAGUUCGGAGAGAAGCAGGCGAGAGAGAAGAGCCGCGACGCGAGCCACCGAACCGGAGGCACCUUGGACGGGGCAGGAGAGGGACGAGGCGGCGAGAGAAGGGCAGCCCAGGCGCGCGUGGGGGUCUUUGGACCUUCUGGACCCUUUUCACCGGGCGAAGUUGGGGCUCCGUCUCCCGGAGGAGGCUCUGCGGGCGCUCCCGCCGAUGAGCGCGGCAUGGGGAACCGGCGGGGACGGUGCUGGCCAGCUCCGGAGCUGAGAGGCAGAGAAGCGCCUCGGGUUGGCUGGCUGGCGGGCUGGCUGCCUCGAGGGGCUUGAACCGCCCCCCCCCCACCGCCCACCCCAAGCAAACGGGACCGAGCCUCCACUCGGAGCAUCUCUCCAGCCGGCCAAGCCAGAAGGAAAGGAAAAGAAAAGAAAAGAAAAGAAAGGAAAGGAAGGAAGGAAGGAAGGAAGGAAGGAAGGAAGGAAUAAAAAAAAAAGGAGGAGGAUGACGACGCCUAAGCCGGACGGAGCGGGGAAUUUCUUCUCGGGACUUGCGGAUUUGCCACCGCCGGGUUCCAGCGUCGGGCUCCGUCGGGAAGCCUCGCCGGCCUUCUUCUUCUUCUUCUUCCCCGUCGCCGCUCGCUGAUUUUUCUCUCCGCUUCGCCGACUUGUGGGGGGGGGGCGUCCCCGAAUGCGCCGCCGGAGAGCUGGGGAAGAAGCUGCCGAAGAAGAAGAAGGAGGAGGAGGAGAAGGAGAAAGGGGAAGAGGAAGAGGAGGAGGAGGAGGAGGAGGGCCGCCCGGCUCCCCGCUUGGCUUCCAGCAGUUGGAAGAGCCGCGGCAACGGACUGUUGGGAAGUCAGAGCUUGGAUGUGAUGCAGCCAGACCAGUUUCCUUUGGCAAAGAACUCAGCCUUCCUUUGUGGACCUCUUGGAACCCUAAAACCCUGAAGAAGGAUCUAUAAACAGAUUAUCAUGGACCUGAGGGAUUUUUACCUGUUGGCUGCUCUGAUUGCCUGCUUGCAGCUGGAUUCUGCUGUCGCUCAAGAACUUAUUUACACCAUCCGAGAGGAAUUGCCUGAAAACGUGCCCAUUGGGAACAUACCAAAGGAUCUGAACAUUUCUCACAUCAAUGCUGCCACCGGAACCAGCUCUAGUCUCGUCUACAGGCUGGUUUCCAAAGCAGGAGAUGCCCCUUUGGUGAAAGUCUCCAGCACCACGGGGGAGAUCUUCACCACCUCCAACCGCAUCGACCGGGAGAGACUGUGUGCCGGGGCUGCUUAUGCGGAAGAGAACGAGUGCUUCUUCGAACUGGAGGUGGUGAUCUUGCCCAAUGACUUUUUCAGGCUGAUCAAGAUCAAAAUCAUCGUGAAGGACACCAACGACAAUGCCCCCAUGUUUCCAUCCCCUGUCAUCAACAUCUCCAUCCCUGAAAACACGCUGAUCAACAGCCGCUUCCCCAUCCCCUCCGCCACGGAUCCCGACACUGGUUUCAACGGAGUCCAGCAUUACGAACUUCUGAAUGGGCAAAGUGUCUUUGGGUUGGAUAUUGUGGAAACUCCGGAAGGGGAGAAGUGGCCUCAGUUGAUCGUGCAGCAAAAUCUGGACCGGGAACAGAAAGAUACCUAUGUGAUGAAAAUCAAGGUGGAGGAUGGAGGAACACCCCAGAAAUCCAGCACAGCCAUCCUUCAGGUCACAGUAAGUGAUGUCAACGAUAACAGGCCAGUUUUUAAAGAGAGCCAGGUGGAAGUCCAUAUACCUGAGAAUGCCCCGGUAGGGACCUCUGUCCUCCAGCUCCAUGCCACAGAUGCAGAUGUGGGAAGCAAUGCAGAAAUCAGAUAUAUUUUUGGGGCCCAGGUUGCUCCGGCAACAAAACGACUCUUUGCUUUAAACAACACCACUGGGCUCAUCACAGUUCAGAGGGCCUUAGAUCGAGAAGAGACUGCCAUCCACAAGGUGACAGUCUUGGCCAGUGAUGGUAGCUCAACUCCUGCCCGGGCCACCGUUACCAUCAAUGUGACUGAUGUUAAUGAUAACCCUCCUAAUAUAGACCUCAGGUACAUCAUAAGCCCCAUCAACGGCACGGUGUACUUAUCUGAGAAAGACCCUGUCAAUACCAAGAUUGCGCUGAUAACCGUCUCAGAUAAGGACACUGACGUGAAUGGCAAAGUCAUCUGUUUCAUCGAAAGAGAGGUGCCAUUUCACUUGAAGGCCGUUUAUGACAACCAGUACUUGUUAGAGACCUCUUCCUUGCUGGACUAUGAGGGCACCAAAGAAUUCAGCUUUAAAAUAGUGGCCUCUGACUCGGGCAAACCCAGUUUGAACCAGACGGCCUUAGUCAGAGUCAAAUUGGAGGAUGAAAAUGACAACCCUCCCAUCUUUAGCCAGCCUGUUAUUGAGCUGUCCGUUUCUGAAAACAAUCGGCGGGGUCUCUACUUAACCACUAUUAGCGCCACCGAUGAGGACAGUGGUAAGAACGCAGACAUUGUGUAUCAGCUUGGCCCCAAUGCCUCCUUUUUUGAUCUGGACCGUAAGACGGGGGUUUUGACAGCUUCCCGGGUGUUUGACCGAGAAGAACAAGAGAGGUUCAUUUUUACAGUCACGGCCAGAGACAACGGGACCCCUCCCUUGCAGAGCCAAGCGGCUGUGAUUGUUACGGUGCUAGAUGAGAAUGACAACAGUCCCAAAUUCACGCAUAACCAUUUUCAGUUUUUUGUGUCGGAGAACUUACCAAAGUAUAGUACUGUAGGAGUGAUCACAGUGACGGACGCAGACGCGGGCGAGAAUAAAGCUGUGACUCUCUCUAUCUUGAAUGACAAUGAGAACUUUGUUCUGGAUCCUUACUCUGGAGUUAUAAAGUCUAACGUGUCUUUCGAUCGCGAGCAACAAAGUUCCUACACCUUUGAUGUCAAGGCUAUCGAUGGAGGACAGCCACCCUGCUCUUCAACCGCUAAGGUCACCAUCAAUGUGAUGGAUGUUAAUGACAAUAGCCCCGUGGUCAUCUAUCCCCCUUCCAACACGUCUUUUAAGCUGGUACCUCUCUCAGCUAUCCCGGGAUCGGUGGUAGCGGAAGUGUUUGCUGUUGACAUUGACACGGGAAUGAAUGCUGAACUGAAAUACACAAUAGUCAGUGGAAACAACAAAGGCUUGUUCCGUAUUGAUCCUGUGACGGGUAACAUCACCCUGGAAGAGAAACCGAUUCCAACCGAUGUAGGCUUGCAUCGGUUGGUGGUCAACAUUAGCGAUCUGGGCUAUCCUAAAUCCUUGCACACCCUUGUCCUUGUGUUUCUGUAUGUCAAUGACACUGCGGGAAACGCCUCUUAUAUUUAUGACCUGAUCCGCAGGACUAUGGAGACCCCUUUGGAUAGGAAUAUUGGGGACAGCAGCCAGCCCUACCAAAACGAGGACUACCUUACCAUCAUGAUCGCCAUCGUGGCAGGGGCCAUGGUGGUCAUCGUGGUCAUUUUCGUCACCGUGCUGGUCCGUUGUCGCCACGCCUCCAGGUUCAAAGCUGCCCAGAGGAGCAAGCAAGGGGCCGAGUGGAUGUCCCCCAACCAGGAGAACAAGCAGAACAAGAAGAAGAAGCGGAAGAAAAGGAAAUCCCCUAAGAGUUCCCUGUUGAAUUUUGUGACCAUCGAGGAGUCCAAGCCCGAGGAUGCUGUUCACGAACCUAUCAACGGGACCAUUAGCCUUCCAGCUGAGCUGGAGGAGCAGAGUAUAGGAAGAUUUGACUGGGGCACUGCGCCACCCACCACCUUUAAGCCUAACAGCCCUGAUCUCGCUAAGCAUUAUAAAUCUGCCUCUCCGCAGUCUGCUUUCCACCUUAAGCCGGACACUCCCAUCUCGGUGAAAAAGCAUCACGUGAUUCAGGAGCUCCCCUUGGACAAUACCUUUGUUGGAGGGUGUGACACCCUUUCCAAACGCUCUUCCACUAGUUCAGACCACUUCAGUGCCUCAGAGUGCAGUUCGCAAGGAGGCUUCAAGACUAAAGGCCCCUUACACACCAGACAGUCUCAACGUCGUGUUACGUUUCACCUCCCCGAUGGUUCGCAGGAAAGCUGCAGUGACAGUGGCCUAGGAGAUCAUGAGCCUGUGGGUAGUGGAAUGAUGGUCUCACACCCUCUCCCUCUGGUUCAGCCGCAGGACGAAUUCUACGACCAGGCCUCCCCGGACAAGAGGACCGAAGCAGAUGGAAACUCGGACCCCAACUCUGAUGGACCUCUUGGCCCCCGAGGACUGGCCGAAGCUACAGAAAUGUGCACCCAAGAAUGUCUUGUGCUGGGCCAUUCAGACAACUGUUGGAUGCCCCCUACCUUGGGCUCAUACCCCCAGCCCAAAUCUCCACUCUCCACCUUUGCACCUCAGAAGGAAUGGGUGAAGAAAGAAAAACUGGUGAAUGGACAUACGCUGACCAGGACCUGGAAAGAAGAUAGCAACAGAAACCAGUUCAGUGACCGAAAGCAAUUUGGCUCUGGGGAGGGGCAUUUCAACCCUGCCAAUCACAUGACAGACAUUCCUUUGGCUAACUUGAAGUCCUAUAAACAUGCAACAGGAGCCAUGGAGAGUCCGAAGGAAAACCAGCUAUAAGGAAUGGUUUCUUUGAAGCAGGGACUUUAGCCUAGUUAGACUUGCUAAUACUGUGUGUGUGUGUGUCAGAGCUUUAUGUACUGGGUAGACCUCUAGAACUAUGCGUCACAUAGCUGAGAUAUGCAUAACUGUGGGAUAGCUCCAUUGAACUACAAUGCAACAGCAUUUCUACUAGUUGUGUGGUUUUGUUACAUAGACAUAAUCAAACUCUUACAGAGAUUCUCUCCAGUUGGCAAAUAUCCUGGUUUUUCUUUUUCUUUUUCUUUUCAAUUUAUUGGGGAUAAUGGGGUGGGGCUGUUAAUUAGCUUUUUUUAAAAGAAAGAUAUUUUUUAUUUUUACCCUGGACUGCUGCUGUAAACAGUAGAAAAGUAUAUUGGAAGAGUGAGAGAAAAAAGAAAAUAUGGUGUGUAUGUCUGUGUGAGUGAGUGAGAGAGUGAGAGAAAGAGAGAGAAAGAAAGAGAGCGAAAUGAAUUGCAAUUCUUAGAAAGUAUAUCCAAUUAGAAAAUUGUGUUAUUGUCGCCAUUGAACCUGUGCUGGGACUGCUAUACUUGACAUCUUUACUGAAACAAAACAACUAAAACUGCAAACAUUAAACCUACUGUGCUAUUAACAACGUUAGUGGACACUUGUUAAGUCAAUCAGUGUUCAAGUACUUGUAAAUAGAACAAAUUAUUACUAAUAACUUUUGUGUACUUAUAACGUUCACCUAAAAAUACUGUAGCAUAAUUCUGUGUUUCACGGUUACUUUUUUUGUCCCCUACUUUCUUUCAUUCCUUCCUUUUCUUUAAAAGAAAAGAAAAUGUUUGUUUUGGUGAUGGUGUUUCGUGUUAAAUAAUCCGUCUGACACACCAUGUUCCAAGGAACUCAAAACACUUGUGUUAAAAUAAACAAAACAAAAACAGAGCAAAUGAGGGUAUGGGUGGGUGGGCGUUUUGAUUUCACUUUUUUUUUCUAGUUAGAAAAGAAAAUCCUAUUUGCUAGUUCUAGACUAUAAAUACACUUGAAACAAGGGCUUUGAGAUUUUAGCCACAAUUAUUAUUAUUAUUUUUUUCCUUUGAUUUGAAAUCAAAGAGGAGCAACACGGGGUCAUCAAUUGUGAUAGCAGCUGGAUGGGUUGACUUUGACAGCAAAGUUGCAGGUUGUUGGCUGCAUACUCACACUGAUGUCGAUCAAAAUUAAUGGAGGGUUAUUUGCUAUGGACACAGUCUAUUAAGACGGUUGGCUGCGGGAGUCCCAAUGAAAUUAAGGAAAGGUAUACCAGGAUCCAUGUAUCUCCAUGGGACUUGGGCAGUCAAAUUUCCAAGGUAAUUGUGCCAUGCAGCACCAAUCUCUAGCAGUUGCUUUCUUUACACUUGGGUGAAAUGUGUUUUUACUUCGGACAGUUCCUAUUGCUGAAAUGGCACCAAUUGUGUUGAUCAUCAUCUGCCUUGAUGUUGUAGUAACACAAGUGUUUUUAGAUCAUAGCCACAAAAAUAUUUAAUGUGUUGUGCCUUCAUAAUGUAACCAAGCAUUCUCCUGGUAGGGUAGUUGGGGGGAAAAAUGAAAGAGUUUAGUCUCUAAUUCUUGCUGUUUAACUGUUUGUUCUCAUCGUUGGUCAAUGCCUGGCAAAUAACCAGUUUCACCGUCACUUGAAAAGGAACCAACAAAGUGACUCUAAUGUAAUAAGAUCUCAGUUGCAUGUCUAACAAAUCCUAACCAACAAUCUUAGGCUUUUUGUUUUCUUAAGGCAUGACAAAAAAAAUUAAACAAAUAGCAUGCAACAUAGGGGAGAAAUCGUCCUUAGAGGGAAAAUAAAAGUAAAAAUUAUCUUGUGCCACAGUUAAACAUUAGUCUUCAAAUAAACUCAGACAAUAAAAGUUGAAAAAUAUCAGUGGUUAAUUUCUUUUUACCAAGAACAGCAAUGACAAAAAAAAAUAUUAAAACUAACUAAAGUUGUGUUGUAUAUAGCAGUUCUUAUUUUCUUUCCUCCACAGUAUAAGAGCAUAUAAUGGGCUAGGGGGUGCAUUGCUUAUUACGGUACUUACGUCCGUUUGUGAGGGGUGUUUGAUGACUUUGACUGAAUAAAUAUCUAAACAGUUUUCCUUGUUACUGCUUUGCCAGUUCAACGUUAUUUACAGUUAUUCAGCUCUUGCAAUAAAUGUUCUGAAUUCCU